AUGACGAUUGGAGAUGAUCGAAUCGUACCGACCUGUGAACCGUUUGAACUGUCGAGGUUCAAAGUUUUGGUGACAAUGUCAGGGCAAACGAGACCAGGCGAACUGACGGUGACUCUUUCCUCAACCUGCGUCGCGUCGCGGCCCGUCGUUGUACGUCUGUCGUUCAGCGCGCUGCCGCGUCCGCACCGAUGUAUCGGUUCGAAUUCGAUCAUAAUUGUAUCCGCCGUCGUGUCUGACAUCUGCCGCGCGCGCGAAAUAGUUUUCGACGCGACGCGCAAAUUUGUCGCCUGUCACUUGCUCGCUGACCCGAUUCUCUCGACCAUUUCUGCCAGCGGAUUUUGUCGGCAAACGACGCGUUUUUUACCUCGAUUUCGCGCCGCGUUGUUUCUGUGCGCGUCUUCAUCGCCAGGCGCGACGGCACUGUUGCGACGCAGACGGUCGGCGGCGCGGUCGGCAACGCGGCUCUGGUGCUGUAGAUCCGCUGUUGAUCCGCUGUUGAUCCGCCGUCGAUCCGCUGUCGAUCCGGUGAUCACCAGUCGCCUUCGACCGACCGAGGACGAACGCGUUUUUUGUCCUGAUAAGGUUUCUUCCGAACGAUGGUCGGCGGAGGCAGUUGUUCUUUUCUGUGUUCCGUUUCGUUGCGCUACAUUCGUCGCGGCGCUCGUCCACUCGGCUGAGUCGCUGCGACCGCGACGGACGCAGACGAGAAAGCAACAGGACAGAGCGAAGAAAUAUUGCCACUGUUUCUACCAUGCAUCUGCUGUUUUGUCGUGUCAACAGCGGAGGAACAUUCUCGCUUUUCGAAGCGAAGUUAACGACGAAAGCGAACAACCGCCAACUUGCGGCUGGGUGACGGAGGAAACAGCGGCUGAGGCUGAGGCUGAGGCUGAAGCUGAGGCAGAGACAGAGACAGAAUCGCAGGUUUCGCCGGCUCUUGCCAUUCGUUACUCGUCGUCUUCGUUUCGUUGUCACCUGCGUUCGUUUCUUCCGGUGCCGUUCGCACUUCGUCGAUCAGAUGUGUCGCGCGCGCUAUUCGGUGGCAGUGGCGAUGGCGGUGGCGGUGGCGGUGGCGGUGGCGGAGGCGGAGGCGGAGGCGGUGGCGGUGGCGGUGGCGGAGGCCGUGGCAGUAGCAGUGGCAGGGAGCUGUGGCUGUGGCUGUCGCAGUGGCGGUACGGUUGUUAACG
This is a messenger RNA of Soboliphyme baturini, 1184 nucleotides long. The record is from the annotation of a GenBank genome assembly. Lineage: Eukaryota; Metazoa; Nematoda; Enoplea; Dioctophymatida; Soboliphymatidae.